CACACCAGGGAGACGGGCAACCUGGGGGAGAAGGUACAGGAUGGGGGCUGGAGGCCCUGUGGUCAGGAGGAAGAUGGACUGCUGACUCUGGCCAGCACCGGCUCCGGGGGCCCUGUGGAGGCUGUGGAUAACAACGAUGAGGAAGCUUCUACUUCUGCUACCUGCUCCACCUGCCCCAUCCUGGACCUGCCCCCUCCCUGGCCAACAGGCUGUGGGGCCGAGGACGUCCAAGCCUUCUGCUUUAUCUGCCUUCACAAGGAAGAGGAACCCCUGGAGACCCUUCCACUUCAGAGGGAGAAGAUGAGUGGGGGCUGCCCAGAGCAGGAGCCCCCCCGUGCACUGGCCUGCUGCAGUGGUGUGCCCCUCCUCACGGAGGACAUGCAGGCCCUUACCAUCCGCACACUCUCAGGCACGGAUGUCAGCAAGCACUAUGACCUCAUCCGGGAGCUGGGCAAGGGCACUUACGGCAAGGUGGACCUGGUGUCCCACAAGAGCACAGGGACCAAGAUGGCUCUGAAGUUUGUGAAUAAAAGCAAGACAAAAUUGAAGAAUUUCCUUCGGGAGGUCAGCAUCACCAAUACACUCUCCUCCAGCCCUUUCAUCAUCAAGGUCUUCGAUGUGGUGUUUGAGACCGAGGACUGCUACGUCUUCGCGCAGGAGUACGCGCCCGGCGGGGACCUCUUCGACAUCAUCCCGCCCCAGGUGGGGCUGCCCGAGGACACAGUGAAGAGGUGCGUGCAGCAGCUGGGCCUGGCCUUGGAUUACAUGCACGGACGGCACCUCGUGCACCGGGACGUCAAGCCUGAGAAUGUGCUGCUCUUUGACCGUGACUGCCGCCGGGUGAAGCUGGCCGACUUCGGCAUGACCCGCAGGGUGGGCUGCCGCGUAAAGCGGGUCAGCGGCACCAUCCCCUACACGGCCCCCGAGGUGUGCCAGGCAGGCAGGGCCGAGGGCUUCGCCGUCGACACCGGCGUCGACGUCUGGGCCUUUGGCGUCCUCAUCUUCUGUGUCCUCACGGGCAAUUUUCCCUGGGAAGCCGCCUCGGGGACGGAUGCCUUCUUUGAGGAGUUCGUGCGGUGGCAGAAGGGGAGGCUGCCGGGCCUGCCUUCCCAGUGGCGGCGGUUCACCGAACCAGCCCUGCGGAUGUUCCAGCGGCUGCUAGCCCUGGACCCCGAGAGGCGGGGACCCGCCAAGGAAGUCUUCCGCUUCCUCAAACACGAGCUCACCUCAGAGCUCCGCCGUCGGCCUUCUUGCCGGGCCCGCAAGCCUGCUGGUGACCGCCUGCCCGCCGGGGCACACCGCCAGGAGGCCCCAGCACCGCUCAAGAGGACGGUGCUGACCGAGAGCAGUGGGACCAGGUCCUCCCCUCCUACCCCUCCUGAAUCUGGCCUCACCUCACCAGGGCCGGCCAGCAGGACGGAUGGGCGGCAGGACAAGAGCAAGGGGCAGCUGGUCCUGGCCACGGCAAUAGAGAUUUGCGUCUGAGCUGCCCCCCUGCCCAAUGCCAGUCCCCCCUUCAAGGGCUCCUCUGUGGCAACUCCUAGGGAGGGCUCCUCACCCCAGCGCUUGCACCCAUGAGGCUAGCGAGAACCUCCCCAGACCCAGUGGGUGAGGGGGACAUAAGGGGACGGGGGACUCAGGGUGGGGACCUGCUAAAGGAACUAGGAGUCACUAUUCCCAAAGCAAAAAAGAAACACGGUUAGACAAUAGUAAUAUCGUAGUACUAGCCUGAGUAGCUCUACAAGGAUCAGUCAGGACAGAGAUGGACGAAUGCCCUGUUCAGAUGAUGGGGACCUGGGGAGGUCCCACAGCCCAUAUCCCUCCCCUCAAGGAGGAAGGCAGUUGGGUUGGGAACAGCAGGGCUGGGCUGCAGCAGUUCCACCAGGGCCUCGGGUAAGACAUUAACCAAAAAUCUGUCUGAGGGGCCAGGGAGGAGAUAGGGUAGUGCCUGCCCCACCUGCCACUAAGAUAGUGAGGGGCCUAGAGCCUAGAGCCCAGAACCUGCAUCAAGAGGGACAGACUGCCAGAGCAGAACCAAGGUUUAGAGGUAGGAUCUUGUGGGUCAUAGGGUGGCUCUCAGGGGCAUCAUCCCCAGCCCAGGUAAGGGGGCAGGGCUGUCUGCAAUCUGCUUUCUCCACCCGUUUCCCACCCACCCCCAGUUCCUUCCACUGGUCUUAACCAAUUUCACUGGACCAUCUGAAGGCUUUCAGUCUAUCCUAGCCACUCUGUCCCAUACCUGGCCUUUCUCCUUCCCCUUGUCUCUUUCCUACCCUCUCCCUCUAUUAGCCCAGACUCUGCCUCCUUUUUCUUGGGUACCAGCCUCUCCUCAAACCCUUCGUUUUGCCUUUCCCUUCUCUUUGCCUUUGGGGAAGAGAUAGGGCCAGGUUUUCCUUAGAGGGCGGGGAGAGAGAAGGGGCUGUUGAUCCCCAAGUCUUGGUGGAGGCCCCAGGAUCAGAGAAAGCUCUCAUUGAUGAAGACAGCAGGGAGAUCCAAGGUUCUGGGCCACAUAGAAAGAGGAUCAGGGGAGCAACCACGGUAACUCUAACCCCUGGUCCCGAGCCCUACAUGCUCCAGAACUGUGAGCAGGGCAGGCCCCAGGACAGGCAAGGAGAAGACUGGGACCAGGAGAAAGGAAGGAAGGACACGGAUAAACUGACCCAGCUACCUGAAAAAUGUAGCAAAUGUGUAGUGUGUGUACGUGAGUGUGUGUGUGUAUGUGUGUGUGUCUCCCGGACAUAGAACAUAGAAUGUCAAAGCUAGA
Molecule: messenger RNA, 2761 nt
Organism: Vombatus ursinus (common wombat)
Lineage: Eukaryota; Metazoa; Chordata; Mammalia; Diprotodontia; Vombatidae
Gene: SBK1
Product: SH3 domain binding kinase 1
Exons: 4
Coding region: 301-1485 (394 amino acids)
Biological process (GO): peptidyl-serine phosphorylation; peptidyl-threonine phosphorylation
Molecular function (GO): protein serine/threonine kinase activity; ATP binding
Source: RefSeq, a predicted model, not a curated record